ACCGGCUGCCCACAAGCCUCGCGAGAUCCCAGGUGACGCCCGGGCUGUGCCGCGGCUCGGGGCACCGGGAGGAUGGCAGCGGCAGCCGGGCGGCUCCUGGCGGCGACCCUGGCUCGCUCGGGGCGUGCGGGUUGGGGCGCGCCGGGCCGGGCCCCGGCCGUGCCGCUGGUGCCCUCCCGGGGCGCCACCGUCACCCGCAGCGGCGCCAUUUUGCCCAAGCCGGUUAAGACGCCCUUCGGCCUCCUCAGAGUGUUCAGCGUGGUGAUCCCUUUCCUGUAUGUUGGUACUCAGAUCAGUAAGAACUUCGCAGCCUUACUUGAAGAACAUGAUAUCUUUGUCCCAGAGGAUGACGAUGACGAUGAUUAAAGGCACUGGAACAGAGGAACAGACGGGAGAAAGGCAUUGACAAAACAAUGGUUCCAACAUCUGUCACCUGUUUUGUCCUUCCUAAAGGGGACAGGGGGCCUUGUAUCCCCUUUUGCCAGUGAGUGUCCUGCACAUCUCUGUAUGCUGGAAUUCUGUAGAUCAGGGUUGAAGGAAGUGCUUGACAGGCCCUGCAUCCUUGCACACACAUGCUCACCUCAUCAAAGACUGCUUGGGAUGCCUUUAAUUAGCAACAUGGGAAACAAUUAAAGAUCAAGAGAUUGACAUGUGCAA
Taeniopygia guttata (zebra finch) is the source of this 657-nucleotide messenger RNA. RefSeq names its product single-pass membrane protein with aspartate rich tail 1 (gene SMDT1). The record is from RefSeq and is a predicted model, not a curated record. NCBI's taxonomy places the organism in Eukaryota, Metazoa, Chordata, Aves, Passeriformes, Estrildidae. Gene Ontology annotation, cellular component: uniplex complex. Gene Ontology annotation, biological process: calcium import into the mitochondrion; mitochondrial calcium ion homeostasis.